This is a messenger RNA of Rhodotorula graminis WP1, 1650 nucleotides long. RefSeq lists its product as uncharacterized. Gene Ontology annotation, cellular component: cytoplasmic vesicle; AP-2 adaptor complex. Gene Ontology annotation, molecular function: clathrin-cargo adaptor activity. The record is from RefSeq and is a predicted model, not a curated record. Lineage: Eukaryota; Fungi; Basidiomycota; Microbotryomycetes; Sporidiobolales; Sporidiobolaceae. Gene Ontology annotation, biological process: intracellular protein transport; clathrin-dependent endocytosis. The transcript is spliced from 13 exons. Bases 171 to 1481 code for a protein of 436 amino acids.
CCUGCCCUGUCCUGCCCGGCUAGCCAGAAGAGGCACGAGCACUCGAACGCUAGCCGCAACACCACCGACCCCAAACAGCGCCGCGCAACAAGCCCGCACCCCGUUCCUCCUCGUCGUCGCGUCGACCCCCGCAUCUCGCUCGCUCGCUCGCCCUCUCGACGGCGACCACCAUGGCCAUCUCGGCCUUCUUCGUCCUCAACCUCAAGGGCGAGGUCCUCAUCAGCCGCCUCUUCCGCCCCGACCUCAAACGCUCCAUCUCGGACAUCUUCCGCAUUCACGUCGUCGCCUCCUCGACCCCACCAACCUCGCCCUUGAUCACGCUCAGCAACACGACCUUCUUCCACGUGCGCCAUGGCGGCCUCUGGCUCGUCGCAGUGUGCAAGCACAACGCCAACGCCGCGCUCGUGUACGAGUUCACGUACCGGUUCAUCAACCUCGGCCGGUCCUACUUCGGCAAGCUCGACGAGGAGAGCGUCAAGAACAACUUUGUGUUGAUCUACGAGCUCCUCGACGAGAUCCUCGACUUUGGCUACCCGCAGAACUCGGAGUCGGACACGCUCAAGAUGUACAUCACGCAGGAGGGCGUCAAGUCGGAGCAGGCGGUCCGAGAAGAAGCGUCCAAGAUCACGAUCCAGGCGACGGGCGCCAUCUCUUGGCGGCGCAACGACGUCAAGUACCGCAAGAACGAGGCCUUCGUCGACGUGAUCGAGACGGUCAACCUCAGCAUGAACUCGAAGGGGACGGUCUUGAGGGCAGACGUCGACGGGCAGAUCUUGAUGCGCGCCUACCUGAGCGGCACGCCAGAGUGCAAGUUCGGCCUCAACGACAAGCUCGUCAUCGACAAACCCGGCGACUUGGCGCGAGCCAAAGCACCUCUCGGCGGCCUCGAGACGAGCUCGGUCGAGCUCGACGACUGCCAGUUCCACCAGUGCGUCAAGCUCGGCAAGUUCGACUCGGACCGCACCAUCUCGUUCAUCCCGCCCGACGGCGAGUUCGAGCUCAUGCGGUACCGCUCGACGUCCAACAUCAACCUGCCGUUCCGGGUGCAGCCCAUCGUCGAGGAGAUUGGCAAGUCGCGCGUCGAGUACACGGUGCACGUCAAGGCCAUGUUCCAGGCCAAGCUGAGCGCGACCAACGUCGUCAUCAAGAUCCCGACGCCGCUCAACGCGGCGAGCGUCGAGUGCAAGGUCGGCGUCGGCAAGGCAAAGUACGUCCCGGGCGAGAACGUCAUCGUGUGGAAGAUCCCGCGCUUCCAGGGCGGCUCGGACGCGACCUUUACGGCCGAGGCGUCGCUGUCGCAGACGACGGUCCGCAAGGCGUGGUCGCGCCCGCCCAUCUCGAUCGACUUCCAGGUCCUCAUGUUUACCGCGUCGGGCCUGCUCGUGCGGUUCCUCAAGGUGUUUGAGAAGGGCAACUACCAGAGCGUCAAGUGGGUACGAUACCUCACAAAGGCCAACGGCUCGUACCUCAUCCGAAUCUGAGCUCUCCUCGCGUCCCGCUCCGUGCCGUAGUCUGUGUACUAGUUGUGCCAACACUGCCCCCUCGUCGUCCCUCGCCCGCGCUAUGUACAGCACCCUCUCCCGAGAGCUCGGGCCCCGUCACGGCUUGACGACACACACGACCCUCCCGACGCGCCCGUCCUCGAGCCGC